GUCGAACGAUGCCAUGGGACCAUCGAAGCAGCUUCGCAAUAGGUGUUACUAGACAUAUAAAAGGCCGAUGGUGUAUGACUAGCUUCAGCAAUCCGGCACUCAGGUUCAGCAUAACCUCUCUCUCAAUCCCCUAUUCUUAAACCAGCGCCAACAUGUCUCUCUGUUCUCAUUGCGUUCAGGGCGUUCGCCAUGAAGGUACUCCCAAGGGUAAAUUCGAGACUGUCGACAACAUCAAGUGCUACGUAGCCACUCCCUCGGGCGACUACGCGAAGGACAAGGUCUUGCUCUUCCUCACUGAUAUCUUUGGGAUCGCUGGGAGCAACAGCCAACUCCUCGCUGACGAUUUCGCUCGCAACGGAUUCAAGGUCGUUAUGCCCGACUACUUCAACGGAGACGCGGUGCCCGUCGAGGAGAUGGAGAAAGGCACAUUCCCUAUCAUGGAGUGGCUCCCUAAGCAUGGGCCUCCGCAGUCGCGCCCUAAUCUCGACAAGGUUAUCGCCGGGUUGAAGAAACAGGGUGUCAAGACAUUUGCUAGUGUUGGAUACUGCUACGGAGGCCGUCACGCGUUCAACCUCGCCAUCGAGGGCAUCACCAAGGUCACGGUGACAAACCACCCUUCCCUGUUGAAGAACCCUGACGAUCUUGAGGCGUAUUUCGCCAAGUCCAAAGCCCCGCUCCUCAUCAACACGUGCGAGACGGACAACAUGUUCCCAGCCGAGUUCCAAGCCAAGGCCGACGAGGUGUUCGAGGGCAAGUUCGAGCCCGGGUACAAGCGCGAAUACUUUCCCGGCUGCACCCACGGCUUCUCUGUUCGCGGCGACAUGACCGAUCCAAAGGUGAAGGCGGGGAAGGAGGGCGCGUAUAAGGCUGGUGUUGAGUGGCUGAAGAAGUACUUUUGAGUCUCAGGUAUACUUUUAUGGACGAUGUCAGUCUAGGGCUGUAGUGAUUCGUACAAGUGUAACUGGUUACGAGCUCAAAUGUUCAAAGCCUCGGCGGCAUUUCGGAAUGCG
Molecule: messenger RNA, 1010 nt
Organism: Coniophora puteana RWD-64-598 SS2
Lineage: Eukaryota; Fungi; Basidiomycota; Agaricomycetes; Boletales; Coniophoraceae
Product: alpha beta-hydrolase
Exons: 8
Coding region: 153-899 (248 amino acids)
Molecular function (GO): hydrolase activity
Source: RefSeq, a predicted model, not a curated record